Molecule: messenger RNA, 618 nt
Organism: Parnassius apollo (apollo)
Lineage: Eukaryota; Metazoa; Arthropoda; Insecta; Lepidoptera; Papilionidae
Source: the annotation of a GenBank genome assembly
AUGCUGCUGGUGCUUCACAUGACGCCUCCACUGCCCCGCUGCCGCUGUCCCCCGCCUGCAGCAAACGCCGACGUUCGCACAGAAGCCCUUGAUGCUACCGGUGCUUCACAUAUCACCUCCACUGCCCCGCUGCCGCUGUCCCCGCCUGCAGCAAACGCCGACGUUCGCACAAAAGCCCUUGAUGCUGCCAGUGCUUCACAUAUCGCCUCCACUGCCCCGCUGCCGCUGUCCCCGCCUGCAGCAAACGCCGACGUUCGCACAGAAGCCCUUGAUGCUGCCGGUGCUUCACAUGUCGCCUCCACUGCCCCGCGGCCGCUGUCCCCGCCUGCAGCAAACGCCGAGGUUCGCACAGAAACCCUUGAUGCUGCCGGUGCUUCACAUGUCACCUCCACUGCCCCGCUGCCGCUGUCCCUGCCUAUAGCAAACGCCAAAAUUCUUCCUGAAACACCCAAUACCGCCGCGGGUUCUCAUGCUAUCUCCACUACCUUGGUGCCGCUGUCUCUACCUGCAGCAUCCGCCGACGCUCUUAAAGAAACCGCUUCCGCAGCUAAUGAUCUAUAUAUUGCUUUUAGCAGUACUUUUGAACCACAAGUUAACUCUUCAUCGAUUCCUUUGUAA